UCAUUCUUAGGUAUUUCAUUAUAUUUCUGUCUACUGAGAUAUUCAUCAUUGUAGGUUCUCAUACAUGUGCGUGGGAAAGUCCCAAUACAAGCUCUAUUUUUAGUGGGUAAAUUCUAUUUCUGUCUCACACAAAGAGGCGUGCCUUUACAGUACAUAUAUGAUACUGUGAUGACAAUUCGGACAGUUUCUAUUACCAAACGAACUACCUGUUCGAUGAAAAAAAAGUAAUUCGCUGUUGAAUUUUUACUCAGUAGACUUGUAAUAUUUACAGACAUGGAAGAUUCGAAAAGGACCAGAAGUGACUACAGUGAUUCAGGGUUGCAGGAGGUUCAGAGAGGAUCCCAGAACAGCCAACUCAAUAAACAGAACCCACUUCAGAGUUACAAGAUGGAUGCCAGCCCGUGUGGUCUCUGUUUGAUCAUAAAUAACGUGAAGUUCUUACCUGAGUCUGGCUUGAAAAGUCGCAGCGGUUCCAACAUAGAUUGUGAUAAACUUGAAAAGAGAUUCAAGUCCUUGAAUUUCAUUGUUGAUGUUCAGCAGAACCUGACUCAUGAGCAAAUAAUUCAGCAGUUGUCAGCCCUUUCUAAGAAGGACCAUUCUAAAUAUGACUGCUGCAUUGCGGUCAUUCUGUCUCAUGGCUGUAAGGCAACUAAGAACCUCAUCCCGGGUGCUGUGCAUGGAGUUAACGGAGCUAUAGUUCCAGUUGAGGACAUUACCAGUUACCUCAAUGGGGAGCACUGUCCAUCUCUCCAGGGCAAGCCCAAGCUCUUCUUCAUCCAGGCCUGCGGUGGAGAUGAAAUGGACAAAGGAUAUGAAGUGCCCAUUCAAGAGGCCAGCGACCGCUGCAGUAGGGAUGCUGUCCCUGUUUCCUGGAGUGACACACUAACUGACAAGCCAGACAAGUUCAAUGCUUACACAACACUGCCAGUACCCAGUGACAUCCUGGUGUCAUACUCUACUUACCCAGGGUAUGUCUCAUGGAGGGACAAGGAGACUGGCACCUGGUACGUGGAGACCCUGGACCAGAUCUUGGCAGAGCAUGCAGCAACAUGUGAUCUGGUUACCAUGCUGACGAUGGUCAACAACAAGGUUGCACAGAAUUAUGUUAAAGACAAACAAUCUACAACCUACAAACAGAUGCCCUUCUUCUUAUCGUCUUUAAGAAAGCAUCUCCACUUCCAAAGUUCUCCCCAGGGAGACACUCCAUGGAACAUUCCAGAAUGUUUUAACAACACCGUUUCCUCAAUACAGGAUUGAUACAACCAGGAUUCCAUAUUACUGCACCUACACAUUGGACUCAAAUUUCUAGAUCUUUAUUUGUUUCCUACGUGCUCUUCAGUGUGUGGGUCAUUUAUGAUGUACCUAAUUAUUUUGCUUCACUGAUUAUUUAUUAAUUAUGAAUAUUUCAUGGUGGAAUAUGUGACUUUUACCAAUAAUUGUAUCUUCAAGAUGUAGUACUAAAUUGCAUUUUAUUUAUCCUGGUGCUCCCCCCAAGCACCUGUCCCCUCCCCUGAAACUGUGACACAAAAAUUUCACUUUGGCUGGCAAUGUGAACAUGUAACUGAUUCGAUGAAGCUGCUCACUGUAAAAGCAAGUUUCAAAAGAAAAAUGCUGUGUUGAGACAAAUUAUAACGUAACAAAUAUGGCCGCCAAUUCAGACAUAUCAUGGCAGUUUGUGGGUCAUGUUUAUAAAAAGGAGAUUACAAAAUGAAGUUCUGCCUUUAGUGACAGGUCACUGCCAGUGUGAGUAAGCAGUGACACAACAAAGGGAAUCAUUUUACAUUCACACUCGGGGUUGGAUGCUGUCAAAAUACUGUACACAUACUCCAUGGCAGACAUUACACAGAUACUACAUUUAUUGUUUACAACACUGAUGCACAACAGGGUUUGGGAAAAUUCAGAAUUAAUUGCUCCCCAUUCCAUUUAAAAAUUGGGAUUUUAAUUGAAUUGGCCACACCCCUGUAUGUCCUUUUCCAUGGACACAUAUUUAUGGUUUUUCAAAUUGGACUGUUUAUGUGUAUUAGCAAGGUCUUUCCAUUUUAAUAAAAAAAAAAGUUUUUGCAUCA
This is a messenger RNA of Brienomyrus brachyistius, 2066 nucleotides long. Its product is annotated as caspase-9-like. Gene Ontology annotation, biological process: proteolysis; apoptotic process; intrinsic apoptotic signaling pathway in response to DNA damage. Bases 274 to 1257 code for a protein of 327 amino acids. Lineage: Eukaryota; Metazoa; Chordata; Actinopteri; Osteoglossiformes; Mormyridae. The record is from RefSeq and is a predicted model, not a curated record. Gene Ontology annotation, cellular component: cytoplasm. The transcript is spliced from 8 exons.